UGUAAAGCACCGGGUUCUUUCUGUCCCACGCUCCAUGAAUGCAGCACUAACAACACACAGAGAGCGUACUUCCCGGCGGAGACAAAGCUCAUUUCUCGUCUUUGUUUUGGUUCUUUUAGUGUCGCUAACAUGAAUAUUAAAGUGUUCUCCUCUCAGGGAGACAUGAGGCUGUAGCUUUCUGCUCGUAUGGACCCUUCAGCUGUUUGUUCUGAGCUACAGUCACGAUGUUUUCAACCAACAUGGAGACAAAAAGAGUGGAGAUCCCGUCCGGAGUGCUGGACGACCUGUGCAGUCGCUUCAUCCUGCACAUCCCCAGCGAGGAGAGAGAUAACGCCAUCAGAGUGUGUUUUCAGAUCGAGCUGGCUCACUGGUUCUAUCUGGACUUCUGCAUGCAGAACACUCCAGGAGCUCCACACUGCGGCAUCCGAGACUUCGCCAAGGCUGUCUUCCAUCACUGUCCCUUCCUGCUGCCUCACGGAGAAGACGUGCAGAAAGUCCUCGAGCAGUGGAAGGAGUACAAGAUGGGAGUCCCAACGUACGGAGCAAUAAUCCUGGAUGAAACUCUGGAGAAUGCGCUGCUGGUUCAGGGUUACCUGGCUAAGUCUGGUUGGGGUUUUCCAAAGGGGAAGGUGAACGAGGACGAGGCUCCUCAUGACUGUGCGGUGAGAGAGGUGUUGGAGGAGACGGGCUUCGACAUUAAGAAUCGUAUCGGUAAAGACGUGUACAUCGAGCAGAAGAUCACAGACCAGGUGGUCCGCCUCUACAUCAUCCCCGGGGUCUCCAGAGACACAAAGUUCAACCCCAAAACCAGGAAGGAGAUCCGGAACAUCGAGUGGUUUCCCAUCGAGAAGCUGCCGUGUCACAGGAACGACAUGACGCCCAAAUCCAAGCUGGGACUCGCUCCAAACAGGUUCUUCAUGGCCAUCCCGUUCAUCAGACCUCUCAGAGAGUGGAUCAGCAGGACGAAGGGCGAGUCGACUGACAGCGACGACGACUUUACCAACAGCAACACUCCCAACGCCGCUCGGUCAAAGUCACGCCGCCUCACAGGAAGUGAUGCGUUUCCUGUUGACGUGUGGACCAAGAAGCAGCAGACGCAGAGCGUGAAAGUAAACGGGAAGAAGAGUCAGGACUCUCCGUACCUGAAGAAAGUCCUCGCUGAGCCGGCAGCCAGCAGACCCGCUUCAAAAGACGAGAAAAGACUUCAGCCCAGACGACUGCAGGACACAUUUGACAGAGACUCCAGCAGUCAGCAGCAGCUUCUGUCCUCCAACACUUUCCUCAACUUUAGGUUUGACCGAGACGCCAUCAUGAAGUGUUUCGACCCGUGACGUGUUUCCACCUGAGGCUCAGCUGCUUUGUUUCUUCUUCGUCGUGAUGCAGACGAGAUGUUACUGAACGAGUUUAUAACCUCAGAGUCUCUCUUUUAAACGUUUUAAACACCAGGUGACAAAAGAAAGCCAGUCACUAAAUGGUUAAAGGUUAAACAUGGAUUUUAAAUAUAAAACAAAGAUUUGUUCUUAAAAUUGAGUCUAAAAAGAAUUCAGGAUAAACUACCAUCCUUCAUUCUCCUGAAGUGAACGAGUCACACAUCAAAACAAACACAUGAUCACCCUGAUUUCAAAGUCAACUUUAGUUUUCCUCACAGAGACGCCGCUCGUCUCCUCCUCUCCUCUCCUCUCCUCUCCUCCUCUCUCCUCUCCUCUCUCUCCUCUCCUCUCUCC
Molecule: messenger RNA, 1724 nt
Organism: Labrus mixtus (cuckoo wrasse)
Lineage: Eukaryota; Metazoa; Chordata; Actinopteri; Labriformes; Labridae
Gene: dcp2
Product: decapping mRNA 2
Exons: 11
Coding region: 225-1331 (368 amino acids)
Biological process (GO): deadenylation-dependent decapping of nuclear-transcribed mRNA; nuclear-transcribed mRNA catabolic process, nonsense-mediated decay
Cellular component (GO): cytoplasm; P-body
Molecular function (GO): RNA binding; manganese ion binding; 5'-(N(7)-methylguanosine 5'-triphospho)-[mRNA] hydrolase activity
Source: RefSeq, a predicted model, not a curated record